UAUGAGUCCGGCUGGUAACGUGUACUAUGGUGUGGUUAUAUAUUAUAGCUACAGACUGUAGUGAGGGAAUUAUUGAUUAAUGAAUAGUAAUUGAACCUCCUCUCUUCCGUGUUCUUCUUCUCCUCCUUUGGUUUUCCUCUUUUUCUCAUCCUAUUCUUCCCGAUCCCCUCUCAAAUCCUACCUGUUGAUCCGUGAGACUAGGCAGGGCCUCACAACUGGUAUCUAGAGCCUCGAAUUCGCGUUCGUCUGCGCCCAAAUCCUACUGAUUCGGCGGUAAAAUUCCUCCGCGAAGGGUGCGAAAGGGUUCGCUGGGUUCGGAGCGGGCCGCAACGGCGCCGUCGAAGCCGCCACUUCCGUCCGCCCAGACCAAGCUGGUCAUCGCCGCCAUGGGAGAGAAUUCCGAGAGUAUUCAGGCGUCGCUGGCCGCCCUUCUCACCAAGAUUGAAGCCAUGGAUAUGAGGAUUUCCAAUUUUGGCAAACAGCUCGAGGCAACACAGGAGAACGUGGACACGAUUCGUCACCGGCAGGCGGAGGCGGGGGCUACACCGGCAGGGUCGGGAGUCACGGAGCAGGGCACGUUAUCGGCCACCCGCCCCGCUCCGCGGCUUGCGAAUCUGCAGCCGCCCCUCCUCGAGGAGCCGGAUGGACAGCCGGCGGGUCAGGUUUUCACCACGGCGCCCCCAUCACCUGUGGAGCCUAUGCUUGGGCGGGCACCACCACCGGAACCACGCCACGAUCCCAGGCCGGCGCGUGAACACGUUCCAGACCACCGUCGUGUGUUGGCACAGGAUAGAGACCGUGUCCAGUUCAUCAAGCCACCCAAGCACCAUUUUCCACGGUUCACAGGUGAGAAUCCACGACUUUGGAUUGACAUGGCUCUCACCUACUUUGACAUGUACCAAGUGCCUGUGCAUCAAUGGGUUUCUACGGCGACACUGUACCUGGAUGGACAUGCGGCACUUUGGUGGCAAGCAUUCAAGCAUCGUCGGCGUUUUUGGCCGUGGGAUGACUUUGCAGUUGAGAUUGAGUCAGAAUUUGGGCAAGGCGAGUUUGAAUCUCAUAUGACUCAUCUCUUACAAUUGAAGCAACAGGGCACUGUGACUGAGUACAAGUCCGCAUUCGAGACAGCGAUGUAUCAUUUGAUAGCAUUAGACCCUUCCUUGAACUCCAAGUUUUUUAUAUCCCAGUUUGUACUUGGACUGAAGGAUGAGAUCAGAGCAGCGGUACGUUUGCAGGCACCCACCAGUGUUACUCGAGCAGUUUGUUUGGCCAAAAUUCAGGAAGAAGAGCUAGAGAUACAGCGGCCUCGACAACGUUUUCAGAGACAGGCACCAAUACAGACCAUGCCUACUGCAAUCCAACCAGUUCAGCAAGCAGGGAAGAAAGCAGCUGAUGAUUUUGGUCGUGAGAGGCAGCUACGAGAUUUCAGAAAAGCAAAUGGACUAUGCUUCAGAUGUGGAGAUAAGUACAGCAAGGAACAUCAAUGUAAGAAGCCUCUGCAGCUACUUACUAUACAAGUUGGUGAACAUGGGGAAGUGUAUUCUAUUGCAGUGCAGUAAAUAAACUGAGGAAAUUUUGAAACCAAAAGGUAUCAGGUUCCCAUCC
This is a messenger RNA of Triticum aestivum (bread wheat), 1605 nucleotides long. RefSeq lists its product as uncharacterized. The record is from RefSeq and is a predicted model, not a curated record. The transcript has 2 exons. Lineage: Eukaryota; Viridiplantae; Streptophyta; Magnoliopsida; Poales; Poaceae. The coding region runs from base 387 to 1559 and encodes 390 amino acids.